AUGCUGACGACGGCAACGACGACGACGACGUUUAGUGAAGAGCUCGAACAGAAUAUAUACGAACCAUGGCGCUUCCAAUAUGUCUCAUACGAGGCGAUCCAGCGAGACAUGCAACGACGUCAGGACCAAGGGUGGACCCGCAACGACGAGGCUGACUUUGAACGCACAAUCCGUCUGGAAGCCGAAAAAGUAGACCAGUUCAUCACACGCAAACAGCGAGAAAUCGAUUCCAGAGUAGCGUACUGUGAGCGCACGCUGAUCCAGCAACGCCAAACAUCUGCUGGAACUAAACAAAUGUACGACGCCAUGGGCGAAGCCUUGACCGACAUUCUAAUCGACCUGAACGACCUUUCCAAAUACACUCGCUACAACUUUUUGGCACUGACAAAGCUGAUUAAGAGCCAUGACGAAUCAACAAAUACCAACCGACAACAGCUACUGGUUGAGAUCUCCAGAUCCAAACAGCAGCCAUUGGACCGACAGCGGUUCGAUACGACUUUGGUCAAAAUAUCAACUUUGCACGAUAUUUGCAGACUGUAUGGCGAAACCCGUACUGGUAAUGCGGCUGCAGGUGCUGACCAAAAUGCAUUCGAGCGAGCCACAGCCAAAUACUGGGUGCAUCCAGACAAUGUCACUGAAUUGAAAGCCAUUCUACUAUUCCAUCUGCCGGUCUUGGUUUUCAAUCCAAACAAGCCUGUUGAAGCCAGCGACAGCGCCAUUUCCAGUGUCUAUUUCGACAAUGACGAUUACGAUCUGUACAGUGGGCGCCUGGAGCGCGAUGAAGGUGCUGAGGCCAUCCGGUUCCGCUGGUAUGGGCCCAUGGAAUCGCGCGACAUAUUUAUUGAGCGCAAAACACACCAUGCGCCUUGGCUUGAUGGCGUGUCCGUCAAAGACCGCUUCCGGAUGGAUGUCGACAAAGUGGAUGAUUUCAUAUCCCAGCGCUACACCGCUGAGCAGUACGUCAGCGAACUCCGACAGAAAAACACGGAUUCGGCCGUUAUUGACCAAAAUAAGUUUAUUUUCACCGGCGUACAAAAGUCGAUUCGUGAAAAGCGUCUGAGCCCAAUCAUGCGUGUGUUCUAUAACCGCACAGCAUUCCAAAUUCCUGGCGACCAGCGCCUGCGUGUCUCCUUGGACACGGACUUGACAUUUGUCCGUGAAGACAUGGAUCGCCGCAAAGGCUCCUGGCGUCGACCGGACAUGGGCAUUGACCAUCCGUUCCGAAACCUGCCCGAGGACGACGUCUACCAUUUCCCUUAUGCUGUAUUGGAAACCAAGCUGCAGACACACCUGGGCCAAGAGCCACCAGAAUGGUUAUCACGACUGUUGGAUUCUCGCUUAGUGUAUGAAGUUCCACGCUUUUCCAAAUAUUUGCAUGGCGCAGCCCAUUUCUGGAAGCCUCGCUUGCCGUUGUUGCCAUGGUGGCUCAGCGAGCUGGAGUUAGAUAUUCGCAAUGCCAAGCAACCAUCGGCAGGCGGUAACGACUUUACUGGUCUUUCCAGGUCCAAGAGCUUGAAGCCACUUAUUGAUGGCCGCUACCGUAUGGGUUAUCUAGAAAAGCAAUUGGAGAAGCGUGCUACCAUCAAGCGCCAGGCAAGCAAAUCUGCUCAGCAACAGCAGCAGCCACGCGGCUAUGCUGCCGGUGGCAUGGUCACUGGUACAAUCCCAUCAUCAAAACAACAGCAAGACGGUGCCCAUGUUGUCCAAGUGAAUCCAUUUGACGAUCCAAUCUGGAACAGUAGCGAGCCACCGAUGCUUGACUUUGAGCGCAACUCACAAGCAUCUCGUUCGUACAACAACAUUGGCUCUAACGGCGUACGCAACCGCAGCAGCAACUAUUUGACUUCUUCAGAUACGCAACGCAAUGGUUUUGUCGACAGCUCAUCGACAGAUCAUUUGAUGAUAGAGCAACAGCAACGGGCAACACCGCGAUCCAUGUCUAUCAUGGAUAAUAGUGUCGUCGCCGACAAUCCUACUAGCUACAGCAAUUAUAAUAUGGACAACAGGACUAUCGUCCAAGCGCGCGACUCGGCUAUGAUCAAGGAUGAAUUUAGCAACGAUAAUCCCACAAGCGAAAAGAAAAAGAAAAAGAAGAACAAGGACAAAGACCAAGUCGAACGGCUUGAACCCAAAAUAUUUUUCGCCAACGAACGGACGUUUAUCAACUGGCUUCAGUUUGCGGCGCUGAUUCUUACGGCAGCGCUCAUGUUGCUCAACUUUGGCGACGGUGUGAGCAAAAUAGCAGGUGCCACCUUUUUCGGUAUUUCCAUGGUGUUGGCUUUGUAUGCUUUCGGCCGUUACCGAUAUCGUGCUUGGCAAAUCACCAACCGUCCUCGAAUACGUUAUGAUGACAUUUAUGGCCCCAUUGGUCUCUGCAUCCUCGUUGUUGGUGCACUUAUAGUCAACUUUGUCCUGCGUAUGCAGCAGCCCCCAUCCAGUUCGACGUAUCUUGGCAUCAACAAUCAGACCCAACAGCAGACCUAA
This is a messenger RNA of Zychaea mexicana, 2484 nucleotides long. Its product is annotated as VTC domain-containing protein. The coding region runs from base 1 to 2484 and encodes 827 amino acids. The transcript is spliced from 2 exons. The record is from RefSeq and is a predicted model, not a curated record. NCBI's taxonomy places the organism in Eukaryota, Fungi, Mucoromycota, Mucoromycetes, Mucorales, Lichtheimiaceae.